This is a messenger RNA of Pistacia vera, 822 nucleotides long. RefSeq names its product cleavage and polyadenylation specificity factor subunit 3-I-like. Gene Ontology annotation, molecular function: RNA binding; RNA endonuclease activity; 5'-3' exonuclease activity. Gene Ontology annotation, biological process: mRNA 3'-end processing by stem-loop binding and cleavage. The coding region runs from base 1 to 822 and encodes 273 amino acids. Gene Ontology annotation, cellular component: mRNA cleavage and polyadenylation specificity factor complex. Lineage: Eukaryota; Viridiplantae; Streptophyta; Magnoliopsida; Sapindales; Anacardiaceae. The transcript has a single exon. The record is from RefSeq and is a predicted model, not a curated record.
AUGCCUCCUAACAUAAUUCUUGUUCAUGGUGAAUCGCAUGAAAUGGGAAGGCUCAAAAUGAAGCUUCUGACUGAGUUUGCGGAUUGCAACACCAAAAUUAUCACCCCAAGGAAUUGUCAGUCUGUUGAAAUGUAUUUUAAUUCGGAAAAGAUGGCCAAAACCAUUGGAAGGCUGGCCGAGAAAACCCCAGAAGUUGGUGAGACGGUCAGUGGUAUACUUGUAAAGAAAGGUUUCACUUAUCAGAUAAUGGCUCCUGAUGAUCUCCACAUCUUCUCACAGCUAUCCACAGCAAAUAUUACUCAAAGGAUUACUAUCCCAUACUCUGGUGCCUUAGGUGUGGUAAAGUUUCGACUUGAACAGAUAUAUGAGAGUGUCGAGUCAUCAACAGAUGAGGAGUCUGGGGUUCCCACAUUGCGAGUGCAUGAUCGAGUAACUCUGAAGCAAGACUCAGAGAAGCAUCUUUCAAUGCAUUGGACUUCAGAUCCUAUAAGUGACAUGGUAUCAGAUUCUAUUGUGGCACUCGUUCUAAAUAUCAGUCGAGAGAUCCCUAAGGUAGUCAUUGAAUCCGAAGCUGUGAAAUCUGAGGAAGAAAGUGGGAAGAAAGCGGAAAAGGUUAUUUAUGCACUGCUUGUCUCACUCUUUGGAGAUGUGAAAUUAGGAGAGAAUGGAAAGCUCGUGAUAGGCGUUGAUGGGAAUGUGGCACAUCUUGAUAUACAGGGUGGAGAUGUUGAGAGUGAAAAUGAAGGCCUCAAGGAAAGAGUGAGAACAGCAUUUCGACGAAUUCAAAGCGCUGUAAAGCCUAUCCCACUCUCUGCAUCUUAA